AUGGAGUCAACGUCUGCGGCUGGAUCUAGCCGCUGGUCCUUCUUUAGCAGGAGAAGGAGGGAUUCCGGUAGUUCCUCCACGCUACCGGAGCUCACCUGUUCGAAAAGCGGGCUCCAUCCUGCCUUACCGCUGGCAUCGGCGGGAUCCUCCUCGUCGUUGCCUGCAUCGGCAAGUGUGGAGCUGCCUCCGUCGUAUCAUUCGUUCGCCUUCGUCAGUGAAUCUCUAUUUGAGACUUGCUCUUCUCCUCCGGGCGAGGACGGAACUCCGGAGGCGCGCAGCCCCCGCGCGACUUCGCCGAACGCCAACGGGCCCCCGAGCGAUGGCUCACCCGGUAAAGAACUGAAACCAGACAACCCGGCGGAGGCGGAGAAGGAGGCACAGGAAGGGCACAAGGGCAAGACAGAGGGUAGUAAGCAGGAGAAGAAGAAGGAGAGGGAGAAGACGGAGGGGGGCAAGUCGAAAAGGAGAAAGGAUGGGAUAGAUUUUGCUGCGAGUGACGAGAAAGUCACGGACGAGAGCCGCAGGGAGGAAGUGAAGGCGAAGGAGGAUUCGAGUCUAGUGAAGGAGAGUAGCUACCAGGAGGUGAAAGAGGCCAAAGGUAGGAAUGCUGAGGAUCGUAGCAACAAAGAGAAGGAUGCGACUCGCAAGGAGGCGUCAGAGAGGACAAACCAGGAGGAGACGGAUGGGACUAGCAAGAAGGAAGAGGAAGCCCGCGAUGGGAAAGGCAAGGAGAACUGUGACAAAAAAUCAUUGAAGGAUCGCGGCGGCAAGGCGUCGAAGGAGAGUGGCAAGAAGGAGAGAAGACGCUCAAGUUCGCGGGGCGCGUCUCCUGAAGCAGAUGGCAACCAUGACCAAAGUGCGCCGUUGCAAUUGGGAGCGGACAUUUCCACGCGUGUGGGAAAGAACGCUACACAGUCAUCGUCUGCGUCUGGGAUUUCAACCUUUUCGGGAGGCCGGGGGCCAGAUCAGCUCCGUGGUGGUAUGGGUCUGGCGUGCCCCGGAGGUUCUGAGAAGCCGCGGCGCGACUCCCCGUUGGUCAGUAGUCUGCUAGACCGGGUCGUAGCCAAUGGUCUCCGAAGGCGUUCACUACGCGAUGAGGAUAAAGGGCGCGAAGAAGAUGAGGCGCGCGCAAAAUGGUUUGUGCCUCAAGAUCCAGUCGGGUACGGGCGGGACGCGCCGGGAAAGCCGUCAGAACCAAAGAUACCGUCCUGGGAGCCUGAAGUUGCCAAGGCGAAACGGGCAGUUCAACUAGUCAAAGAUGAACUUUUGAGGGACAAAGGUGUGCCACUGACUCCUCUGGAAUUGAGGCGUCGGGAGGCAGAGGCCAUGAUUUCAGGAGGCAUCUUCCCUCAAGUCUACGUCUCCAAGAAAGCCUGGGAGGAGGCGAAGUUAGACAGGGUCCACAGAAAAGACUACCUCGUCAAAGCGACCCAGGGCAAGCCCUCGGAGCAAAUUCUCUUUACAAAACGAGGCGACAGCUUCAUCAAACCCACAGUCCUCACGCCGGACGUCACAGCAUCUGAGCUACUCGAUAUUCCCUGGCUUCCAGUCGAUGGGUCGCAGGCGCGCGAACCCGAUCCUGCGGUCCAAGACACAGUGUAUGCAGAUACUCUUCGGGGGAUGCCUGAGGUUCGCGGAGCCCGCAUGGAGAACGCACCCCUGGAGUCGGCUUUGCUCGAGCGAGGCGCAUGGGAUGCAUACAUUGAACGGCGACGGCGGCUGGACGAGGCGCAGGACGAACGCGCGACGCAGCAGCUGACGGACACUCUCCUCGGGGACCGCGGGUACAUUCGAACGUUGGAUUCACUGAAGAGAACCGCGCGCGAAAUGAGUAGGAAAGAGAGCAUCUUUGAAGGGGCAGUCGCGGAACGCGGAACUCAGGGCGCCUACAUCCCUCUCGCAGUUGGGAAGCAUGCGGAAGAAGAAGAUGUCGAGGCCCUCGAACGGAUCUCGGCCAUGGCUGAAAAGGUGGCUGGCCGGCUGAAGCGAGACGAGCCCUUCGCAGACUUCUCGUGGUCACGCCAGCCGUCUUUCGAUGAGUACAAUGUCAACUACUAUUUCAAGCUCGACAACGAGGAGAAACGCAGGGAGUUUCGCGUUACGAAAGACAUAAAGGCUUCUCACGAGAGAGUCAGAUUCGCAGCGAGGGCCGUCCAGCAGCUGAUGGAAACGCCUGAGACAGACUCAAGAACGAAGUGGCUAGUGCUGCGAGACGUUGCCAAGCUGUAUGGUGAAGAUGACAACCUGCCUCCCGAGCGUCCUCCGGUCCAAGGAUUGCGCCAAGCGGUCGAAGAAGGGAAGGAAACGCAAGGCGCUUCAGGGUCUGUUGAGCGGAAGGACUUGAGUUCCCAGAAAGUUUCUUCGGCUGCCCUACUCGACAGUGUGUCGCCUCCAAGGAAGAGCUCAACGUUUCGUGCGGCAUCGAUUCUUGGUACCGCAUUGUUGACGGUAGCUCCAAUCAGUACUUCACACGCCAGCUUCUCCCUCGACGGAGGUGUACCAGACAGCUCAGGCUCUGGGCAGGCCGACGAGUUUUCGUCCCGUGAGAGAGAUGUGUCUCCGUUUGACCGCCAAAGCCUACGGUGUGCCGCCGUUUCUCAUGAGACAGGUGACGCAGAUCUAGGGACGUCAACGGGCGCGCCGCUCUUCAAGGCCUUGGCAGAUGGAAGCGUGAAGGACGGGAAGUCGCCGGGAGGGGGUGUCUCGCCUUCUGAGGGAGGUGCGCAGUCUCCUGCGAAGCGGCGCUCUUUUUUGGCUGCUGCGCCGUCCUUGGAUCGAGACGGGGAAGCCUCGUUUUUUUACGGAGCCGAUGAACUGAAUCGCUUCAAGUCCCAUGACAUUGGCAUUGUGACCGUGAGGAGGGACGGGUCGAUGCGAAAGCGUUCUUCCCUCGCUGCCGCUAUGAGGGUGAGGUCUUCGUUGGGCAACAGCCACCUGUCGCGCCAACAUUCGCCAGUCCCCGCGGAACAGCCCGGAGACAUCCCUCCUGACAGGGAACAGUCCCGUCUUCCGAAACCGUCGUCGCCAGCGCAGUCUGCGUCUCCGUCUCGCAAAGCCAGCAGCGGCCAGCUGAGUUCAGUGUCGCGUGAGGAAGCUGCAGUGUCUCCGGGAAAAAGUCGGCGUGUCUGCGCGGCUUCGUUGGUGCCUCAGAAGAGUGGGCAGGCCGCUAAGCAAGGCGCGCAGUCUCGUGCAAAUUCGUUAGAUUGUCAAGCCGGUGCUGCCACGCCCAGAAAGGGAACGCUUGCUCGUCCGGGUUCUUCAGGUCAUCAGGAAAAACUGUUGACGCCAAAGAGCGGAACUCCGACUCGCUCCACGUCUCCGGUUCUCGAACGGACAGCGCAGGCUUCCAAAAAACAGGGUCUGCCCUCCCUUGUGGCACGCAGAGACCAGGAGCGGGCAGUAUCGACCCCUAAGAAGGGUCGAGCGCCGCUGCCUGGGCCUCCUACCCCGGCGAAAAAAGGAUCGAUUCUCGGCAAGGGUUGCCCGCAGCGUCCUGCGUCGGCGUUCCGUGACGCCGGCGCAUCACCGUCUAAACAGGAACAGAGUCCUCGCCCGGAUUCGCCUUCUAAGUCACUGCCUGUGAAGCCAGCAACCGCGGACGCAGCUGUUGCGCAGCCCGGCGCUGCGUUACCAAAGGACAACGGGUCUUCGGCGGCAUCGGCACCACCGGAAACUCCUGGUGUGUCUGAGCCUGCGCCGGAGGCCGCCAGAGGAGACAAGUCGUCUAUAUCCACGAAGGAUACAACCUCGCUCGCAGGUUCCCUGCAGUCGUCUCAGGCAAGCGCAUCAGCGUCGAGCAGCGAGCAGGUCUCUGAGGCCAUUCGCCCGACUACUCUUCCGCAGGCGACCGGCGAACAGCGGGUGGGACCUGAAGAUAAGUGGGGAGCGAAUGCUCGAAAGAUGUGGAGCGCGGAGCUCUUGAGGAAGCAGUCCAGCCGAUCAUCGUCGUUGUCUUCUUCUUCAGGCAAGAGCAAAAAGAAACGUAGCAAAGAAGUGCUGAUUCCUCCCCCGCCGGACUCUCCGUCGCUUCCGUAUACUUACCAGGACCGCAACGGAUGGAGCAUCGACAGGCGACGCGAAUGCGAGACUAAGCAGCUAGAAGCCGAACUCCGCAGUCUCAAACACCUCAAGAAAAUCCUUGCGCACAUCCGCGAGGCUUUGGGGCCGUCAUGGGAGAAAACACUGCCGUCGUCCUCAGUUCUCGUCACCUUGCUGCGCCAUCCCUUCCCGAUCCCGCUGCGGCACCACCUCCCGCUUUCUGGUGAAGAGCUCGUUGAGAGAGUGACGCUUGGUGGGUUCUGGGUGGACGUCUUCCACAGCGUGUGGCUGCCGCUCGCGAUGGAAAGGUUUCAGAUCUUCUUCACGAACUACAAAAGCGCGGGUUUCCUUGGAUGGGACGAAGCGUCAAGCGUAUGCGACUGGGUCUAUUACUCGCGAACUCUGCCUCGGAUGUUCCGAUUGGCUAACUACUUGAUGGCAGGUGCCCUUGAGUCCCGUAUUGCGGGCUUGCAUCGCUUGCUCUUCCGGCUGAACGCCCUCAGCUUCUUCUCGUACCGCGUCAGUUGGUCGUUGCAUUUUUCGUACUACGAAAAGAAAAUAUACUCUCUCCCAAACAGGAAACAGAUCUUGUUGGAAGAUGGGGAGACCCUCGAUCCCGUCCCGAUGGCCGUCUUGGCGACCAAGCUCCUUCGAAAGCUCCUCAAUAAUUCCACCGCUUGUACCGCCGCGCGGUACAACAUUGACGCGAUCAGCUUGCUGUGGCCUUACGUACUCGAAUAUAAAGACACCACGGUAUCCAAAGAGGCUCUUUGUUUGCGCAUUUUUACUUCCCCGCUAACAAACGGCUUCUUCGCAAUCCUCGCUCGCGGAGAGGUGCCGGAGAUGCCCCAAUCCGUUAACCUCAUGCACUCUUAUUUCCUCCUCCUUACAGAGUUUCUGUAUGGAGGACGGCCAGCAGGUUUCUUUCAGUUGCUAUCGAGAAGUUUCGAUACGGCGGUCCCGUGCAUCUGGUCGCAGGUGAAUUCAGCUCUCCGGUCCGCAUCCAUUCGCAACAUCUUUCUGUUAUCCGACAUUUUGACCUUCGUCACGGAUCUGCUGUACCUGACGUGCCUCGACGGCGCUCCCCUGCCGCAUAGAGACGCUCGGCACAUCAACGAUCGACUGCGGAGUCACGUUCUGGUGUUGCUCAGAACAAGUCGGCCGGACUUAGCCGAUCCCCAGACGUGGGACGCCGUUGAGGAGCAUGCCAAAUGCUUAUGGAACGCACUGGAUCGCGCCUUGAGAGGCGAGGCAAUCGAACCGGAUCUGCUGGAGCCGUUUACUCUGCCGAUGCGUUCCGCACCUCCGGAGAAGGCACAGCAUGCGUAUCAGCUUCCCUGGCCUUCCCUCGCAAAGAUCAUGCCUCUGCCGAAUCAAAUGCCUUGUUGGCGGCCGGGCUGCACUAGAGAUCUCCGCUUGGUGAUGGAGCACGUGAAGAAGCCCGUGGCGCAGCAGAUCAGAUACUGCCCCAAGUGCCACAUCGCCGCAUACUGCAGUCAGCACUGUCAAGACUUGCACUGGAUCCAGCACCACCAUACGGUGUGCUGCUACUUCAACCGCCCGCCAAGCUUUCUUCGGUUCCACAUUCUCCCCGAUCAAGUUCCUGAGGCGCCUGAGUUUCCUGUCUUCGAUAUUUUCAAGGGCAUGUUUGACAUCGGCAAUGCAGAGUAUACCGAACGGAGAUUCGAGGUGGUCUUUUAA
Messenger RNA from Besnoitia besnoiti, 5739 nucleotides. RefSeq lists its product as uncharacterized. The coding region runs from base 1 to 5739 and encodes 1912 amino acids. NCBI's taxonomy places the organism in Eukaryota, Apicomplexa, Conoidasida, Eucoccidiorida, Sarcocystidae. The transcript is spliced from 15 exons. The record is from RefSeq and is a predicted model, not a curated record.